Messenger RNA from Daucus carota subsp. sativus, 1017 nucleotides. RefSeq lists its product as uncharacterized. The coding region runs from base 1 to 1017 and encodes 338 amino acids. Lineage: Eukaryota; Viridiplantae; Streptophyta; Magnoliopsida; Apiales; Apiaceae. The record is from RefSeq and is a predicted model, not a curated record. The transcript is spliced from 5 exons.
AUGGCUAGAACUAGAGGAGGUUACAUAGUUCAAUGCAGAAGAAGUUCAAGACUUCGUGCACAAAGUUUGUCAAAGUUUACAAACACUCAAGAUAAUCCCGUAGAUUUAGAAUCCGAAGAUCAAUUAAACAUGAAUACCAACAGCAUACGAGAGAAAACACCACUUGUAAAAGUCUAUCGACGUCUAGAUAACAAAAUCAUAAAGAGUACUGCUGGAAGGAAUAUCAAAAGUCUUGUUGGAAAUAAAAUUGUUGAUGAAGUACAAGAGGAUGAACAAAAUAGUGAUAAUCUGGUGGAUGAACAAGAUGCAGAGCAAGAUAAUGAACAAAAAAGUGAUGAAGAUAUGCAAGAAACUGAAGAAGAUAGUGCACAACAAGAAACUGAACAAGAAGACAGUGCACAGGUAGAUGACAUGGACCAAGAAGAUAGUGCAGAAGAAGAAGAUAAUGCACAAGAAGAUGACGAACAAGACGAUGUACCAAACGAAAGUGAAGAAGAAAAUGAUGAUGAACAAGAAGAGGAUGAAACAGCAAAUCAAGAUCAAGUCAACAAUGCACAACCAAAGAUUAAAAUAACAAAAUACAAAAGGAAAAAGGAAGCUGCAUUUGAAACUCAGAUACCAAGAAAAAGGAUUGCCGGAACAUUAUAUCCAACAUUGAAGUUCAUGAACAAAGAUUUUCAGAAAACAGAAGGGGCUAAACAUAUAACUAAGGCAAAAGAGGAGGUCAAAAUAAGGAUUUCUCCAAGGCAUUUUAGUAAGAUGGUAAGUGAACUCACGAAAGAACAGAGGGACUGGGUUACAAGAGCUGGUUUUGGACUCUUACUAGAUUUUGAGCUUGAUAUUUUGCCAACCAAAAUCGCCUACAAUGUACUCCAAAUCUUUGAUCACCACUCAAUCUCACUGAAGCUGAAGGAUGCUGAUAUUAAUAUUACAAGUGAAGAUGUCUAUGAUGUGUUCGGCUUGCCAAAUGGAGGACAUCCUCUUAUUCUGGCAUCACCUAGAAAGUACAGUGAAUGA